AUGCAGUUCUACAUCAUCUCCCUCCUCUCACUCUCCGCCCUCGCCCUCGCCCUCGCAGCGCCUCAAGCCAACGUCGCGCCUACGUGCGGAAGUGACGGCGACUGCACUAGCUUCUGCAGCGGAGGACCAUGCACCAAGCCGUUCUGCGGACUCUCUGCUUUUGGUGACGACCGCUGCUUCUGCGGUGGAUGCUAGAUGGCAUGACUACAUCUACCUUCGGUCGCGAGAGAGUCUAUGCGCCGAGGGUUUGUGCCGGAAUUUCAAGGAGGUGCGACUAUUGUACAUAUUCACGGCCAUGGUCAAGCGGGUGCAAGGAUGGGCUGCGAAGCCAGUGAUACUUGGAGGGCGCGCAUUGGCACGCGAGGAUUCCGUGCUUGAGAGCAACAGACCAAGGGCUCAUAGACGACGUCUGUUUUGAAAAUUGCAGCGAUUUUUCUGUUAUCAAGCUCCCUUUUUGAGCGAGAAUUGAGAGUGACUGAAAAAGAAGAAAAAGCCAGCUAGAGGUCUUGUAAUGUUGGCUGCACCAGCUCAGAGCCAAUACUUUUC
Molecule: messenger RNA, 546 nt
Organism: Colletotrichum phormii
Lineage: Eukaryota; Fungi; Ascomycota; Sordariomycetes; Glomerellales; Glomerellaceae
Exons: 2
Coding region: 1-195 (64 amino acids)
Source: RefSeq, a predicted model, not a curated record